Messenger RNA from Cyprinus carpio (common carp), 2904 nucleotides. RefSeq lists its product as uncharacterized. Gene Ontology annotation, cellular component: nucleus. Bases 144 to 2618 code for a protein of 824 amino acids. The record is from RefSeq and is a predicted model, not a curated record. Gene Ontology annotation, molecular function: RNA binding; zinc ion binding. Lineage: Eukaryota; Metazoa; Chordata; Actinopteri; Cypriniformes; Cyprinidae. The transcript is spliced from 19 exons.
UCCCGCUUCAGAGAGGAAGGUGGCGGUGUUUGCACCACUCGAGCGAAUCGCAACCAACACAUUUCAGAAGAAGAAAUUCGGGGUUCUCAUCGGUAUCUUCAGAUUGGACCAGGAGCACUCCUUGACGGACGCUUAGGUUGGCGAUGGACGCCGGUGAAGACACGGGUGAAGCCGAGACUAUUAGUGCGCAGAGCCUGUAUGCGACGCUCGGCCUGUCAUCCGAAGAUGUGGAUGCACUUGCGCAGAUUCCCGAAAGCGAAAUCAGCGUGGAGACCCUCCCUUAUCUAAUCAUGCAGCUCAAAGCCAAGAGAGCCCUUAAAGAGUCCGCUACGGCAGACACCGACUACAGAGACAAGCCCAGGCUUUCACAGGACAAGCGGAGCACACCCGAGAGGUGCACCAGCGACAGACGCAGAAGCCCCUUGUCUUCCAGCUCAGCGCGGCGCUCCGGGAGCCACGAGCAUCAUGGGAAAGGGGAGGGGCACAGGAAGUUUGAGAGGUACACGGGAGGAAGAAGAAACCCGGCUCACAGGAAGACAUCCCGAGAGAGACAAAGUGGGGAUCACGUGGCUGUGGAGGUGGAGUCGGGCGACAACCCCACCGUUUUCCCACACAAAUGCCCUCUUUGCAAGUGCAUGCUGAAUUCCAUAAAGACAUGGAGAGACCAUCUUUCAGGGGUCCGCCACAAACUACAUGAAUCUGAACGAAGUUCUCGCUCAUUUCAACCUCCUAAAAGAGCCUACAGCUCUGAACCCGCCAUCGGGGAUCAGUACAUGUCCACCUCAUCAGACCACCUCUACCCUCCUAAGCCCAAUACGAGAGUGGUAGUUGCCAAGUUUCCUAUGGGUUCUGUGGCCGUGGGGGAGCUUGUAGAGCUUGGAAAACCAUUCGGCACAGUGGUCAAACACCUGGUGUUCCCAGCAAAGGGAUUUCUGGAGUUUAGUUCUCACAAGGAGGCUCAGAAUAUGGUCAGUCACUUCCAGUUGAAACCAGCCUUCAUAAAGGAGAACGCAGUAUUCCUCUACUUAUCACCAACCGUGGAUGGCAUUUAUACCCCGCCCAAGUUUGAUACGCCUUCACCUAAACGAACAAAGCGUUCUAAUGCACCUUCGGUGGUGUGUUUUUCACGUUUGCCUCCCGGGGAGGGCGUCGAGGCUGAAGUGCUGGAGCUCGCAGGCAUGUUUGGUGAGGUGUGGCAGUCAAAGUUCACUGACAGUAAGGCCUUGAUAGAGAUGGUUGACUGGCGUGAUGCCGACAUCAUGGUGAAGUACUACUACAGUAACCCUCUGAGGAUUCAGGGCAAAAGUGUCAAAGUGACCAUGACGCACAUCACAAGCCUGAGGUGGGGCUCAAACCAAGAAACUUUAGAGAAAGAGGACGAGGUGCUGGAUGAAGAGCAGGGCCUUCAGCUGGAGGAUGAACCCGGGAUGCUUCAUGAGAGGACAGAUGAGGAGGAAGAAAAGAAGGAAGGGGAGGAAGAGGAGAAGGAAGAGGAGGAAAAGCUGGAAGAGGAGAAAGCUAACGCUGCCGAGGAGGAGAAUAGAGAGGGAGGUUCAGAGCAGAAUCCAGAGGAAGAGGGUGUUGUGGAUGAUGCAGAAUUUCCAGAGAACAUGGAAGAUUUCGUUACAUUAGAUGAGCUGGACUACAAUGCAGGAGACUCCACUGUGCCAAAGGAUAGUAAAGUAGUGGUGGUGUGGCCUGUAAAGAAGACCCCUGACUUGAUGAAGGAUCUUCACAGUCUGUCUGCACCCUUUGGCAGUAUGGUCAAGCAUUUAUCCACGUUCAAACAGGAGGCUAUGAUUGAGCUGGAAACCGCUGAAAAAGCCCAAGAGAUGGUGCAGUUCUACAGCGAUCACAAGGCAAUGAUAUGCGGCAGGCCGGUGUCUGUUUCCAUGUGCCUCACCAUGAAGACAAUAGAGAGCCCUAGCGGGAGGUCCGUUUUCAUCAGCCGUCUUCCCAACCAGAGGAACCUGAGACAGAAAUACACUCACAAAUCCCUCUUCAAACUGACCAAGCCUUUUGGGAGACUGAUUGGCUACUCUCUGCACAGGUAUCAAGGAACGUGUUACAUGCAACUGGAAAGUACGAAGGCGGCUGAAAAAAUGGUUGCGCAGUACAGUCGGUGGCCUUGCAAAUUUUGGGGGGCGGUGCUGAGGAUAGCCAUGUGCAGGAAAGGGGACUCUCUGAUUCGCUGGAGACACCCUGAAAAUGUAGAGGAGAGAGAGUUAAAAAAGGCCACAAAAGAAAUUAAACCAAGCACUGAAAGGACAGAAAAUGACCAGAUAAAUCAUAUGAGAGGAAAUACGUGUGUGCAGAGCCAGCAGAGUUCUUUACCGGGUUGUGAAGGUGUUGGAGGGGAUCCGGUUUGUGAAAGUAAAGGUUCAGAAGAGGAUAGUCAGCUGGAGAAAACCCCUCUGAGCCCUUAUCAGCCAGACCAGACUGUGGGUGUGAACUACGUCAUCCCAGUAACUGGUUUCUUCUGCAAGCUGUGUAACAUGUUCUACACUGAUGAGAAAAGAGCAAAAUCAGAGCACUGCCGCAGCCUUGAACACUACAACAACCUCAAGUUUAAACAUGCUGAAGUGGUGGAAGAGGCAGAUGGACACCCGGAUGGCUGAGUCAAAGAACACAAAGAAGACAAAGACAUUGUACUUUGCAUUGUUUUUUGUUUUGUUUUUAUUUGUUUUCAUUCCACUUAGUUUCAAUAUUGUUUGUGUUCAGAUGUUUUGUUUUUCAGAGCGUUACGAGAGUGAGUGAGUGAGUGUGUGAGAGACAGAUGUGUGUGGACAAAAUUGUGAAGCCAUUGUGAUGGUUUGGUUGUUUAACAGUAAGCAGAACGAACAUGUAUAUCAGCUGAAGGAGAGCGUUUUGAAAUAAACUCAAGUUUGUUUACUGUCACCUAUA